Molecule: messenger RNA, 981 nt
Organism: Candidozyma pseudohaemuli
Lineage: Eukaryota; Fungi; Ascomycota; Pichiomycetes; Serinales; Metschnikowiaceae
Product: t-SNARE syntaxin
Exons: 1
Coding region: 1-981 (326 amino acids)
Biological process (GO): endoplasmic reticulum to Golgi vesicle-mediated transport; intracellular protein transport; vesicle fusion
Cellular component (GO): Golgi membrane; SNARE complex; endomembrane system
Molecular function (GO): SNAP receptor activity; SNARE binding
Source: RefSeq, a predicted model, not a curated record
AUGUCGCUGGCGAUACAGAACCGAACUUUCGAGUUCCAGCAAUGUGUGUCGUCCUACGACAAGAUAAACAGAAGACAGCAAGGCCCUCAGCGGCAGGAUAAUCAACCAGCUAAGAAAUCAAGAUUCUCUCAACAGGCUUCAAUCAUAGCUAAAGACAUCGCACACACAACAGAGCUAUUACUGAAGCUUGCACUCUUGGCCAAAAAGAAACCUUUGUUUGACGACAGGCCAGUGGAGAUAGGCGAGUUGACGUAUGUGAUCAAGCAGGAUAUAUUCAAGAUCGAACAAAGCAUUCAGAACCUUCAGAGGUUCGCCAAGGGAGAGCUGUCAAUUCAGAUGGACUCUCAAGUCACACAGUAUUCCAAGAAUGUGUUGAACUUACUUAAUUCGAAGAUGAAGAAUGUCAGUGGUGAAUUCAAGAAUGUGUUGGAGCUUAGACAGAAGAACGAGCUUAUGAACAAGACCAGAACAGAGAACUUCCUCAGUGCGGCAACUAAUAGACGACAGAACUCUCUGACGCCGCUAAGCGACGGUGGCGAUUCUGGCAGGGGAACAGGUGCCAACAACUCAUUGCAUAAUUUGGGCGAAAACCCAUACUUACUUACCGUCGGGGCGGAAGAGGAAGCAUCACAAAACGGCGGUAAUGAGCUCCUCUCAAUUCCUGACCAGACCAGGCAGCUUCUCCUAAUGGAAGAGCAAAGCAAUGAAUACCUACAGCAGAGAAACAGUGCUGUGGAGACAAUCGAAGCCACUAUCAACGAAGUGGGCAACUUGUUCCAACAGUUGGCUACUAUGGUUACCGAGCAGGGAGAAACUAUCCAAAGAAUCGAUCAAAACGUUGAGGACAUUGAUAUGAAUAUAUCAGGCGCCCAGAGGGAAUUGCUCAAGUAUUAUGCGCAUAUAUCGAACAACAGAUGGUUGUUCUUGAAGAUCUUUGGAGUUUUGCUCUUCUUCUUCUUUUUGUGGGUCAUGGUGAGCUAG